This is a messenger RNA of Caenorhabditis remanei, 1275 nucleotides long. RefSeq lists its product as uncharacterized. The record is from RefSeq and is a predicted model, not a curated record. NCBI's taxonomy places the organism in Eukaryota, Metazoa, Nematoda, Chromadorea, Rhabditida, Rhabditidae. Bases 1 to 1275 code for a protein of 424 amino acids. The transcript is spliced from 4 exons.
AUGUCAAAAUUAUAUUCUCUUUUCUUCUUAUUUUUCAAUUUAUUCUCCAUUAUUCAUGCCUCUGAAAUUGUUUGCCCAUCCGGCUUCCAACUAAUAAAUCAAAAUAAAUGUCUGAAAUUAUUUCCAACUAAUUUGAAACAUUUGGAAGCAGAACUCACUUGUACUAGCUGUGGAGGUACUCUGGUCAAUAUCAAUAAUGCGAUUGACAACCGCGCCGUGUCUAACCUAGUUGCUAGCACCAGCGCUACCAGUAUUUGGAUCGGCACCUUCUGUUUUUCAAGUCGUGAUAUUUCCACGUGCUAUAAUGAUAACGGCUCUGGAAAUUUGACCUACACAAAUUUUGCUGCAGGAUACCCAAAUGUCGGUGAAGGAUACGGUGGAUGUGUCAGUAUGCAGACAUCCGGACCGACAGCUGGAAAAUGGAUAAGUGCUCCUUGUGAGGUUGCCGGGAUGCCGUUUGUGUGUGAAGUUCCAGCCACGGUGGCGGACCCGACCUGCACCCAUAACUACAACGGCUACUGCUACACCCCAUCCCACGAAAUGCCCGGAUCCUCUCCAUCCGCCUCAUUUUUCGACGCAGAGAAGAUCUGUUUCAAUGGAGGUUCCAAAAUGGUGUCAAUCCAUUCAAAACGCGAAAUCGACUACAUCCGUGAGAUCUACAAAGAUUCGGAAGUCACCAAUCAAAUCACGCUGGGCGCUUUUUCCUACGACUCGGAUGUGUUCAAGUGGGUCGAUAGUUCACGCUGGAAUUUCGAUUAUUUCGAUCCGUUGGAUAUGUCAUUUGGAGAUUGUUUAGGGAUGGAUUUGUCGGAGGAGCCUAAUAGUGGGAUGUGGACUAGAGUCAAUUGUUCGACGUCUAAUUACUUUUUGUGCAAGAGAAAAAUUGCAAGUACCACCAGUACUGUAAUGACAAAGGAAGCAGAAAAUCUUCAAGUUCUACCCCAACCGGACCCCUUCGACUUCUCUCACUGCAACACCACUCUCUACCUAGCUCCUGGCCAAAUCACGUCCCUUGGCUACCCGAUAUCCCAGCCACCUGCGGCAUACUGUACCUGGAAACUUGCAACAGUUGGUGCCUACCGUCUUGGAAUAUACUUUACUGAUAUCUCGGUUGCCAAGAGUGUUUAUAUUUAUGAUGAGUAUGGAAACUUACUGGCGGAUCCAUCUGGAAAUUUGUCGCCGUUUAAAGUGCUGGCACCCACAAAUAUUAUGACAAUUACUCAUGACGGGUCCAGUGGUGAUCAUGGUUUUAGUGCCACGUUUUUGUCUUAUUAA